AUGGCCGACACCUUCGUCUCCGACUUCCACGUCCGCUCCCAAGCGGGCGAACCCUGCGCCGCCGUCUCGGUCCGCAACCUCUCCACAAACCUGUACGCCGCCUCGGACGCCUGGGGUCGCAAAUGCGUCGCCGCUCCCCAGCCAUGCCUCAUCUCCGCCGAAGUCCACUUCAAGCAACCCUUCGGGACCGCGGCCGCCAACGACCAGCUGGGCGCCGACACGGUGCACUACGGCAACCUGAGCAAGGCGAUUCUGGAGCGGAUGAAACGGUUCACUGUUCCGAGGGAGGAUCUUCUCCAGAGUAACGGCGGCGACAGCAACUUCACGCUGGCGUACGUCAUCCAUGAUCUGUGGGUUGGACUGACGGGGUGGGCCCACUUUGGGUCAGUGAAGGAGGAGGAGAAGCCGUUUCUUGAUAUCUCGACGGUCAAGUUCCUGAGCCUCACGGUGACGCUUCCCAAGGCGUCUUUACUGGGUGACGGCGUGAGCAUGACGUGCAGCCAGUUCUUCAAGAAUGGACCGGGCGAGAAGAUGAGGGAGAAUCUUAUCAGUGCGUCGCUGAAGAUUUAUAACCUCAGGGUGCCGACGUUGGUGGGUGUGAAUCCCCAUGAGAGAAAGGCCAAGCAGUUUGUUACGACGAGCGUGAAUGUGGAGAGGUAUUUCCGCAUGGAUGAUUAUUACCCGGAGCUGGAGGGUGUUGUUGUCAAGGCCCUUGAAGAAUCCUCCUACGAGACCCUUGAAGCUCUCGGUGCUCAUCUGGCUGAAAAGCUGCUUGAGCCGGAUCACAUGAAAGACCACUCAAAGUGGCAGGUACACAUUCAGAUGGAGAAGCCCACCGCAGUGCCUCUUGCCGACUGCCCGAUUGUCGAGGUGCGAGCCGGUUACGGCUUUCCUGCGCCCGGAAGGCCAAAUGCCAGCUAG
Molecule: messenger RNA, 921 nt
Organism: Sordaria macrospora k-hell
Lineage: Eukaryota; Fungi; Ascomycota; Sordariomycetes; Sordariales; Sordariaceae
Biological process (GO): folic acid-containing compound metabolic process
Molecular function (GO): dihydroneopterin aldolase activity
Source: RefSeq, a predicted model, not a curated record